AUGCAACCAGCUGCCAGGGAUCGCAAGGGGUUCCGCCACUGGUGCAACCGCGCACAAGUGGGGUGGCUCCUAGUGAAGGCCGUCAAGCAGUUCGUCGAUACGGGUGGCCCGUUCCCGCGCCGCCAAGACAUCCCGUCCGGCAGCCUUCUGAUCGGUGCGCCGCCACGUGGCAGGCGCCUCUUCGUCGUCUCACACGGGUGGGAGACAGAGGUCCACCCGAGCCCCGGCGGCCAUAAGAUGAGGCAGCUCGCGGCGGCGCUCGCAAGGAACGCCGCCGCCGACGACGACCUCGUCUUCUUCGACUUCUGCUCCAACCCGCAGGAGGCCAAGAUGGGAUCUGUGUUCAUGCCGCAGCACGUGCCGUGGGAGGGCGCGCCGGCGCGCAGUUGUGCGGCCGACGCGUACUUCGAGCAGCACGGGCUCACGCGGCCGCUCAAGGGUAGGUCGCCGGAGGAGAAGCGUGCCUUCGGCGUCGCCAUGUUUGAAAUGAGCCGCCUCUAUUGCUACCGCGACUGCGAGGUGAUCGUGCUCCCCGAGCUCCACGGCCCAGACGAGCAUCCGGGUGGCAAGGUGUGGGGCGUGAUCAACGAGGUCCCGUACGAGAACCGCGGCUGGUGCUGCGCCGAGUUCUCGAUUGCGCUCUACUCGACCAGCCACCAGCCGGCGGCGCGCAUCAUCAACCUCGGCGACCCGAGCGUGCAGAGGGUGCUCACGCAGUCAAGGAAGUGGCCGACGAACGUCACGGAGUAUGCGGAAAUGAUGAAGUACACGCUCAAUUCGCCCACGUCGGCUGAGCAGGCGGAGGGCCUCAAGCAAGACAAGAGCCUCGGCGUCAAUUUCACCGCCAAGGGCGACCGCUCCUUUGUCAAAUACAACUUCUUCAAGUUCACGAUGGGGCCGCAUGAGAACCUCCUGCGCGAGUAA
Molecule: messenger RNA, 924 nt
Organism: Prorocentrum cordatum
Lineage: Eukaryota; Dinophyceae; Prorocentrales; Prorocentraceae
Source: the annotation of a GenBank genome assembly